Molecule: messenger RNA, 2730 nt
Organism: Closterium sp. Yama58-4
Lineage: Eukaryota; Viridiplantae; Streptophyta; Zygnematophyceae; Desmidiales; Closteriaceae
Source: the annotation of a GenBank genome assembly
AUGGUGACUUUAGAGAGCGAAUUCGUGACGGUCCGUCAGACUCCGUUAGAGGCGUCUAACGGUAGUGAAACAGUGACGGAGCGGGAAACUGCAGUUCCUAGCGUGAACGAGGAUGCUGGGAGUCGCGUUGCUGUUGGAACGGAAACAAGCUCCACUGCUCACCAUACUGCUUACACCAGCAGUUCAGAUGACACGGAAUUAAGCUCCACUGCUCAUAAUACUGCUGACAGCGGCAGUUCAGAAGUCAUGGAAACAAGCUCCACUGCUGCUCACAGCAAUGGUGCUGACAGCAGCGGUUCUGGUGUCACGGGAACAAGCUCCAGUUCUGACAGGAGAGGUUCUGAUGUCGCUGAAGUGAGCAACGCGAGCGGCGGGAGACUCAGACCGUCGUUCAGACUCGUUGCCCUGGCAGAGGGUGGGACCAUGUCACAACUUCAAACGCUCUGCCUGGCGCCAGCUGUCGCCACCGUAUUGACCAGGAGAUUUCAGUCAGCAGGGGUGACGGAGACCUCCAGAGACAGUGGAAGCUACGUCAGCUUUGUCAGCUCCGUCAAGUCUGCUGGUGACUUGCCUGGUAACUCUGUUAACGUCCAAGACAGAGAGGCAGGCACUGUCGUGUCUCUGCUGCUUCCCAAUGCACCGUUGAGCCUUGAUUCUUCAUCUCUGUCAUCUGAAGAGGUCUGCAUGGCACGGCGGCUGGAGGCGGCCUGCCUGGGCGCUGUACAGCCGUCAGCAAGCGUGGCGGCCAUCAUGCGCGCCCACCCCCCCUCUGCCCUCUCUAGGCUGCCCCACUCCACCACUGUGUACCUCGAGGCCAAUGAGGAGCUGCCACCUGGCAGCUGUCCAGGCUGUCCAGAUGAUCCUCUUCUGAACUGUACGCUGCGCACGCUGGCUUGGCAGUAUCUGGGGGAGGUGGCACCUGAUGGGGAAGCACGUGCAGAAGAAGCAGCCGCAACAGCAGCAGAAGCAGCAGGAGAAGCAGCAGGAGGAACAGCAGGAGACAAAGAACGAUUAGGGCAAGCAGCAGGGGAGGGGAGGCGGGUGCAUUUCACAGUGAGUGCGUUCUGGGCGGCAGAUGCAGCUGCUGUGGCACGCACCUUCCACCCCCUCCGCGCCCCCCUGCUGCUAGAUGUAACCCUUGCCCGCCUGCGCGCCUGCCCCUCCCCUGAUGGCGGCGCUGGGGGGAUAGGGGGGGAGGCGCGGGGGAAGGAGAGGGGGCGGGGGAAGGAGAGGGGGCGGGGGAAGGAUGGGGAGGGGGACAGGGAUGGGAGCGGGGAAGGGAAGGGGGAGGAGGGAGAACCGGGGGGUGGAGAUGGGGAGGGCGAGAUGGGUGGAGCGGGAGAAGGAGGGGAAGGGGAGGAAGGAGGGGAAGCGGAGGGAGAGCUGGUGAAUCGGAGUAAGAAGCAGCAGGGAAGGAGGAGGUUGUUAUCAGCAAAGGAGACGAGGGAGAAGAAAGGCAGCAAGGGAUUGAAGGCCAAAGAUUGGCAGGGCAUGGCUUUGAAAUCGGGCAUCAGCAGCAGCAACGGCAGCAGCAGCAGGAGCGAGGGGGCUCAUUCAGCAGGCGGCAGCAGCAGCAAGAGCGGCGGGUUCAACGCGACGCUGUGCGCGCAGCUGCAGGUGGCGGAGGCGUGGGUGGUGUCGGCAGCAGCGGCGCUCAUCCACACCCGCGCGUCCCUCGAGGCCCGCUUCCUCACAGCCCAGGCCACCGCCGGCACUGCCAGGCGGAUCAUGGGGCUGGGGGGAGCAGGGGGUGCAGGGGGGGCAGGGGGGGCAGGGGGGGCAGAGGGAGCAGGGGGAGCAGGUGCAGCAAGUGGCAGUGAAGAAGCUGAGGGUGCUGCAGAGGGAGGGCCGUUCUUGGUGCGGCAAGUGCCAUUCUCUGUGGCGCCGACUGUCUGUGAGGCUCCCAAGGCUGAGUCGUUCAGUCAGCAGCGGUUCCUGCGGCAGUUCAUAGUGGACGAGGAUCUCAAGACCAUCUAUUGCUUCGUGCCUAAAGUCGCCUGCACGGGAUGGAAAACCUGGUUCCGGGAGCAGCAGGGGCAACCCAACGUGUCAGACGUGUUCCUCACCCACGACAAGGCGCGCUCAGGCCUGCGCAUCCUCGCCUACCACUUCCCAGAGCACCGGGCUAUUGAGCUGCUCACCCGCCCGGACUUGUUCAAGUUCUCGUUCGUUCGGAAUCCGUACACCCGGCUGGCGUCGGUUUAUCUGAACAAACACGUGGGGGGCGGGCCGCCGUAUUCAAGACAAUUCUGGAACAGGAUGUUUUUCCGCAAGUUCAUUCCCUUCCGGCGGCUAGUGAAGGCGAAGAAAGGAAACGACCUGUUCACAUUCGGGGAAUUCGCAUGGCUGCUGAGACAAAUGAGGGAGCAGCGCCGCGGACGCAUGGAGUCGCACGUACAGCCGCAGAUCGACGCCUGCCGGUUCGACAAGAUCCGAUUUGAUUUCAUCGGGCGGUUCGAGAAUCUAGCGGAGGAUGUGGGAGUGGUGCUGUGGAGGCUGAACCGCACUAUAGGGGCGUCGGGAGCGUUCAAGAUCUCCAAGGAUGCGCAUCCGACCAAUGCUGGCAGCAAGCUACUGGAGCUGUAUGAUGAGCAAUCUUAUAAGGAGGGCUCAUUGCUGUAUGCAAUGGACAUGGACAUUCCCUUGAAUGGAAUACACUUUGAGCCUCCUCCGGAAUUGUUGGAUAAGUUCGGCAAACUAAAUGUUACAUCCAUGUCAGGUGCAACCUAG